AUGUCGCCGCUUUACACCGUACUUCUGGCCUUGCUCACGUUGUUGGUCGUGAACUCGGCCAAGGCCGACGAUAUGGAUUCGUAUUACUUCCGGCGCAACGCCAAAUGGAUCAGUCUGGCGCCGUCGGGCGGGUCGCUGGUCUCGGGGCGCGGCAACUUUCGGCCCGGUUUCUAUGGACGAGGCGGUUCGGCCGCUUAUAUGGGCGACCCGGUGUUGUUCAAGGUAAGAAAUGUUGUUUAAUGUGAUUGUUGCGUAUUUGUCACUUUAUGGGUUGUUCUAGACCUUCAGGUUUUACUUUAUAUUUGUUCUAUUAUGUUGUUCAAAUAAUUCUGCGCCCCUAGCUCCAAAAAUUUGCUUUGAGAGGUAGCACAGAGUUUUUGAACAACUUAAUAGAUCAUUUUUGUUAGUUUACGUAUUGUAAAAGAUGACAUUUUUAUCUAAAAAGUAUUGUUUUGCUGUAUAUUGCACUAGACUAACUAGAAUUUUAAAGUUUGAAGUAGGGCGAACUAAAAAUUUGUUAAAAUGAUUUUAUGCAAAACAUAAAAUGCCUAUUUCUGUUACUAUCCAGUACAUUAUAUACUCUUAUUUUCUAUUUUUACGGCUUCCAAAUACAUUAAAGUAAUGUCGUUAAAGACAGUGAAAUCUCAUCAAAAGUUUAUGGCAUUGUAAUGUCUAAAAGUCUUCUGGGUAUAACAUACGACACUAUGACAUCAUUUUAAAUGUAUUGUAGGGUUUUUUGUAAAAAAUUGUUUUACGGAUUCUACUCUACGUAUUCUUAAAUUUACAGAUCUUAUUAUAGAUACUCUUUUUAUGUCAAUUUCAAAAUUUCAAUCAGCAGCUGAAUCUUCUCAAAAACAAAAAAAUGUAAAGAAAGUUGUUGCCAUUUCAAAAAACAGUUGAAAACGUAACUCCUGUUGCCAAAUAUAGCCCGAAACUAAACAAUAAUUGUUUUGAUUACUUCUUAAGAAUGCGUCCCUAAUACGACCGUGUCUCGAGUUUCCUCCUCCGCGUUCGGCUUCUGGAUUGAUGAAUGAAUCCAGAAUCCAGACGUUUUUCAUUAAUUCAAAUUAAUGUCUUGACGCUUUUGACAGUCAAUAUGUUACAGUUGUAGAAGAGUAUUAUAAGUGACAGUUGAAUGAGGUUAGUCUAGUUAGAACAUGCAAUUGAUAUGAUAGUAAGGUAAUCUUAUUGAUGUAAAGUUAAUAUUAUAGUAUUGAGGUUCAUGUUUUGGUAAUAAAGUUAAUACUAUGGUAGCAAGGUUAGUAUUUUAAUAGUAAGGUUUAUAUUAAAAAUGAAAAUUUUUUACGAUAAAAAAGAUUUAAUUAUUAGUUACUACUAGGUCAAGUUGUGGCUGUAACUACUACAAGUUCAAAAAGUAAAUAAAAAAGUUUUUUUUUAAAUUUGUAAAAAAAUUAAAGCCAGCACUUGUUGUUUAGAGUACUAAUUUAAAAAAACUCUUUUUAGGUCAAAAAUAAUGUCUUACCAUAUUCACGACACUUAAUGCAUGACUAUUUCAAGCACGUAGACUCGUUUUAUAGGACAAAAACAAAAAACCAUCUUAAAAAGUAGUAAUGAUAUACGUAUAUAUACAUAUCAUAACAAUUUUUCGUAUAUUGACAAGGCAUGAUGUAAUAGCAAAUACCUAGUGCAUUUAAAAAGUUUCGUCGCAUUAAAAAGUUCUAUAAUAACAUCAUUAGCUACUACAGUAAAACCUGUGUUUUAUUCAGUAAACAGUUUUUACAAGCAAUAAAAUUACUGUGUACAGUAAAAUACUACAUAUAUACUAUAGUACUAUCGAUGAGCUUUCGAAAUACUUUUUUUAGUACAUUAUCUUAAAAUCACUGCCAUAAAUAGUAAGGUAACGCCAAAACACAGUAAAAAGUUUUUUAGAUACUACAGCUUUACCCCUAACAGUAUAGUAACAUUGCCUUUCCUUUCAGCGUUCUCAACCCUCGAACAUUGACUUGGAAUAA
Molecule: messenger RNA, 1973 nt
Organism: Bursaphelenchus okinawaensis
Lineage: Eukaryota; Metazoa; Nematoda; Chromadorea; Rhabditida; Aphelenchoididae
Source: the annotation of a GenBank genome assembly